AUGGCAGACCCAAACAUAUUGUUGGGGUCUGCUGAGAACAUCUGGCGAGAGUCCCCUGUCAAAAGGAGUUUCAACUUCCACCUCCGACAGAACUUGGAGGCGGUGGAAAUGGAAUCCAAGUGGGCCAUGCUCCGUUCCUCCAUUGUUGAGGCGGCCAUCCAGAGUUGUGGCCGUAAGGUUGUCGGUGCCUAUCGUGGCGGCAAUGCCCCAACCCGUUGGUGGACACCAGCCGUAAGGGAUGCUGCCAGGCUGAAGAAGGAGUCCUAUCGAGCUUUUGUGCCUCUGGGACUCCAAAGGCAGACAGCCCAAAUGCUUCAGAUUCCAUCCUCCAUCGCCAUCAUGGACAACAACGGCGGUUUCCUCAGCACCCUGACCACGGAGCUCUUCCGAGACACCAGCUGCGUCGAGCCCUUGGUGAUAACCCAACUGGGUCUGGAGCUUCGGACCGACAUCUAUGUGGAGGUGAAGGCCAUCAACCUGACAGGCCAGUACCACGUUCUGCUCGACCGCUGCUAUGCGUCCAUCUGGCCUCUACCGUCCAACUCCAGCUUCUUCAACCUGUUCGUGCCGUGCUCCCAGGACCAGUUCACCACGAUGGGCCAGAAUGGCGAGAGCGAAAACUUCCCUGUGUUCCGCUUUAUCGAGCAGCAGAAACAGACUGUGUCCACGUACUACCUCCACUGCAUCACCCAGCUGUGUGAAAUGAGCACCUGCACCACUUUCAAGCAGUGCAACAACCGCCGCAGGAAGAGGGACGUGGUGGACGUCACACAGCAGUACACCAUCACCUCCCCGAAGCUCAUCACCAGGACGGAGACGGGCGAGUCCAAGCAGGGGAGACCCUGGAGGCCGCCAAAGGAGGUCAAGGCGACGACUCGGAGGUGGGGCUCGGCGUAG
This is a messenger RNA of Phycodurus eques (leafy seadragon), 897 nucleotides long. RefSeq names its product zona pellucida-like domain-containing protein 1. NCBI's taxonomy places the organism in Eukaryota, Metazoa, Chordata, Actinopteri, Syngnathiformes, Syngnathidae. The coding region runs from base 1 to 897 and encodes 298 amino acids. The transcript has 2 exons. Gene Ontology annotation, cellular component: cell surface. The record is from RefSeq and is a predicted model, not a curated record.